This is a messenger RNA of Limanda limanda (common dab), 1398 nucleotides long. It is a transcript of the gene ndrg2, whose product is annotated as NDRG family member 2. The transcript is spliced from 16 exons. The coding region runs from base 100 to 1206 and encodes 368 amino acids. Gene Ontology annotation, biological process: signal transduction. The record is from RefSeq and is a predicted model, not a curated record. Gene Ontology annotation, cellular component: cytoplasm. NCBI's taxonomy places the organism in Eukaryota, Metazoa, Chordata, Actinopteri, Pleuronectiformes, Pleuronectidae.
AAGCAGGAAUCAGGAAUAACGGAGAGGAGACGUGGACUCACCGGAGACACUCGAGACAUCAGAGACAGUUUCUGUCCUCCAGAGGAAGGAAGUGACACCAUGACGACAGAAAUGCAGGAGAUCGCCAUCACGGAGGAGAAGCCUUUACUCACGGGUCAGGCUGACUCCACCAAGGACGCUGAGCUGGUGGCGAGGAUUCUCCUGGACCAAGGACAGGAGCACAGUGUGGAGACCCCCCAUGGCGUUCUGCACGUCACCCUCCACGGAACCCGGACCACCCGCAGGCCGGCCAUCCUCACCUUCCACGACGUGGGCCUGGACAGUAAGAGCUGCUUCUCUCACCUGUUCAAGUUCGAGGAGAUGCAGGAGAUCGUGAAGAACUUCACUGUGAUCCAUAUCGAUGCCCCGGGGCAGGAGGGGGGGGCGGCGGACUACCCGGCCGGAUACCAGUACCCCCCCAUGGACACCAUCGCGGAGAUGAUUCCUGCCGUGCUCCAGUUCUUCAACUUCCGUACGGUGAUCGGAGUGGGGGUGGGGGCAGGAGCCUACAUCCUGUCCAAGUUCACACUGGCGAACCCGGACUCGGUGGAGGGUUUGGUUCUGAUCAACAUCGACACCAACGCUCGAGGAUGGAUCGACUGGGCCGCGCAGAAGCUCAGCUCCGUGACGUCCUCGCUCACCGAGCAGAUCCUGUCCCACCUCUUCAGUCAGGAGGAGCUGUCGUCAAACACCGAGCUGGUUCAGUCUCACCGGGAGCGAAUCUCCAAAGCUCCUAACCUGGUGAACAUCGAGCUGCUGUGGAAGACGUACAACAGUCGCAGAGACUUGAACAUCGACCGCACCUGCACCUUCAAGUGUCCAGUGAUGCUGGUGGUCGGAGAUCAAGCUCCGUACGAGGAAGCUGCUGUGGAGUGCAACAGCAAACUGGACCCGACGACGACCUCCUUCCUGAAGAUGGCCGACGCCGGCGGUCUCCCUCAGUUGACCCAGCCGGCGAAACUGACUGAGGCGUUCAAGUACUUUAUCCAGGGCAUGGGCUACAUGGCUUCGUCUUGCAUGACCCGCCUCUCUCGCUCCCGCACCACCUCCCUCUCCUCCUCCUACUCCAUGGACGGGUCUCGCUCUCGCUCUCGCACCCUCUCCCAGGGCUCGCAGGGCGGACAGAUGCCGCCGAGCCCGUCCCAGACGAUGGAGGUGUCCUGCUGAAGACAUAGAGUUAGAGAGCGAGGGAGAGAGUGAGUGAGAAAGAGAAAGAGAAGAGGGUGAUGGUGGAAGGAAGGGAAAGACAAAGCAUUACAAUAACACAGGAACAAGACGAGUGGGUUUCUUAUUUGUCAGUAAACGACUCCCAUCAUUCCCCAGAAGAGAAGAGUAGGAGCGAAGGGAGGAAGAGGGAGG